AUGGGACCUGCGCUAAGCGGUGAACGUGCCAAAGUGAGCAAGGAGCCAGCGACAUUGAUAAACGUGCCAAUAAUCCAGAAAUCACCCUGGUGUGUGCGUGCAAGUGUCACUAAACUUUUGAUAUCUUGGCAACGCACCAAGGUAGACGUUGGAUGGGACGACCCGCCAGCUUCGCGCGAAUUCACAUCAAACACAAGCGUUCUGAGGGAUGGUAAACUGGAUAUUCCGGAUGCUCAAACGAUUGCUCAUUGCGGAUACUACUCGUACACAGUAGUUAAAGAAACGAGGAAACGACACAUGCGACAUGAUUAUCCUAGAAUAUCGGACGAUGUGUGGGAUAGACUGGAGGGAAUUAGAAAGGGCAACCAGGAUGCCUAA
Molecule: messenger RNA, 378 nt
Organism: Penicillium crustosum
Lineage: Eukaryota; Fungi; Ascomycota; Eurotiomycetes; Eurotiales; Aspergillaceae
Exons: 1
Coding region: 1-378 (125 amino acids)
Source: RefSeq, a predicted model, not a curated record